GUUUCUAAGAAACGGUAGCAAAACCGUGUAUGUACACUGUUAGUGGAUGGCUGAUUUUGACAUUUUAUCCUAUAGACAGUUAACUGUCGUGUUUAAUGGCGUAUAUUUUUUUGACCAACUCGUUUUGGUUUUGUAUUUUUGAAGAGUUUCAGUUUGUAUAUUAUACAUGUGGGGUUUUUUUUGGUUUUUUUUAAGUCUCCCGUCUCGAUAGCGUAUAUUACAUAGACCUAUUCGUUUGUUUUUGUAUUUGUGAACAGUUGCAGCUCGUGUGGUAUAAAACCAGUGUAACAAUCAACCAGUGUAACAAACAGUAAUUCAACAUGGCUGAACAGACAGACCAAGAAGUGUACUUGUGAACAGUUUUAGCUCGUGUGGUGUACAACCAGUGUAACAAUCAGUAAUUCACCAUGGCUGAAAAAACAGACAAGGAAGUUUGUAGUAUUUGUUUGAGCAACUUUCAGCAACCUGUAAAAGUGGACUGUCACCAUUCGUUCUGUUUCAGUUGUUUAGACGAUUAUGUGAAGAAAACCUCAACUAAUGACCAGUUCAUUUGUCCAUUGUGUCGUUGUUUAAUACAAAUCCCUACUGGUGGCGUUAACCAAUUAAGAUCCAAACCAUACAUUGCGGACCAUUCUCCAAAUAAUAUUCCACAAUGUGAUGUAUGUACUGAAGAUAUAUCUCAAUAUUUUUGUCAAGACUGCGAUCAAUGUUUGUGUAAAUCGUGUAAAACCAUGCAUGAUAAGUUAAAGUCUUGUAAAGACCAUGUUGCUUAUCGAUAUGAUGAAUACCAAAUUGGCCAACAAUCAAGGCCAAAGAACGAAAGUACACCAGUCACUUCAGUCACAGAUCAUAAAGAGUUUUGCCGCCAUCACGAAGGAGAGGAAAUUACAAUGUACUGUAAAGACUGUUCACUAGCCAUGUGUUGGAAAUGUUUCGUGGCCAAUCAUAACGGACACAAUUAUUUAGAUUUACAGGAGGAGGAAGUCAGACAAAAUAUGAGACAGGAUUUAAGAACACUGAAUGAUGAAUUAGAAACACAAAUUAAACGUUUUGAGAAACAUUAUGAUAAUUUGAAUAGUAAACUAAUGGAAGUCAAACAAGUUACAAAAACUGAAUGUGACAGAGUAGAUGCACAGGUGGAUAAAGUCUGCUCAGAAUUUCGUAAAAUUGGAGAAAAUAUUAAAAAGGAAAUGCAAAAAACUAGUGAAGAGGAAGAAUCCAAAUGCCGGAAUUUGAUGGAGGAUAUUAAAAGACUAACAGAAGAUUUAAAAGCUAGUGUUAAAUAUUCAGUCAAUGUUUUAGAAGAUUCGGCCAUUGUUGAAGUUUUGCAAAGAUUACCUAAAGUUAGACAGGAGAAAGAUGAAAGUUGUUGUAGAAAAUUGGAUAUACCUGGUGUAAGAUAUUCAACAUUUCAAGUAGCAGAGAUAGAUAAAACGUUGUUAACUAAUCAACUUGGUAAAAUUGUAAGUUGUCAUCAGAUUAUGAUUGAAGAUAUUUUUACUGUGGAAGGUGUGAGAGGUAGUGGUUGGAAUUAUGGUAAACAACAAGUAGUUUCAGGUUUUACAUGGAGUAUCAGUGUAACUAGAAGCACAUCAUUAUUUGUUGGGUUAAACCUGCAUGACGUGGAAGAUAAAAGUAUUACGUCAUGUAAAGUUGACGUCACAUGUAAAAUUAUAAAUAAAAAUGAUGAUAGACAAUCUGUGGUUAAACAAUGUGUUGAUACUGCCAGACCUGGUGGUGGAUUAUACUGUGGUAAACUUAUUGACCUGUCAUAUGUCAAUGACCCUGACAGUGGAUUUAUUGAUGAUAAUGGAAACUUUACAAUUCAAGUAACAAUUAAUGAAAUUACUGUCAUUGACAGGCGUUAAUAAUUAGGCUACUGUUAUUCUGAUUAAAGUUUACUAAGUACCGUGGGCGAGUAGAAAAUAUAUAUCAAAUUUUUAUGUGAAUGAUAUUCAAGCAAUAGAUAUAGAAAUAAUUAUGUAUGAAACUAUCG
Molecule: messenger RNA, 1996 nt
Organism: Patella vulgata (common limpet)
Lineage: Eukaryota; Metazoa; Mollusca; Gastropoda; Patellidae
Product: tripartite motif-containing protein 2-like
Exons: 1
Coding region: 408-1868 (486 amino acids)
Molecular function (GO): protein binding; zinc ion binding
Source: RefSeq, a predicted model, not a curated record